GCCCUGUCCAACAUGCGCACCAUCCUAUCUAAACGUGUGGGUUGGUUGGUUGACAACAAGUGACAACUUGAGUGAAUCGAAAUCUCCGCGAACGUUUCCUCGCAAGUUGCGAGUCGCAACUAUGAGUUACAAAAUCUAUCCCUUGUCUCAGUCGCUGCAGGACAAGAUCUCGGACGUGAGUGCCCGUCCAGAGCAGGGCCCCGGCUUCAAGGACGAAGUCGCAUUAUUUUUGAUAUUUAGCGGAAAAUCGAUUGGAAUGGCAGCAGGCUUUAUUGCCAUAAUUAUGGCCUUAUUAUACUACGACUACAUACUCACCAGCAAUGUGGAGGUCAUUGUAGCGAGAAUCUGGCAAAUAGUCGCAGGGUUCUUAGUGUCUUAUUGCGAGGCCCAGUGCUGCUGCAUGGAACACGUGCAAAAACUUUGCGACAUGGUGGAUCAGCGCCCCUUAUGGAACCGCGCCUUGGCCUACGUCGCAUUGGCGGCCGGCCCUGCUCUCGACCCAAAUGCCGGUAAAACAGCUCGCUGCGCGUAUCGAUCCGACGUCGCCAAACCGACAUCUCAACUGACAGCUGUGCGGCGCGUUUUGACAGUUGAAAGUGACAACUUGAGUGAAAAAUCGAAAUCUCCGCGAACGCUUCCUAGCAACAAUGGUGAGUUUUGUCCGAAAAAACCGCUUUGUUCGGGCAAUAAAGGUAAAAGUUUUUUUCAGUCGCUGCAGGACAAGAUCUCGGCCCUGAUGGCCCGUCCAGGGCAGGACCCCGUCGCCAAGGACGAUGUCCCUUGGUGGAUGAAAUUCGGCGGAAGAGGGGUCGGAACUGUAGGAGGCUUUCUUGCCAUAUUUCUGGGCGUAUGGAACUGCGUGGGCAUAAUCACCGGCAAUCUGGACGCCAUUCUGGCAGGUAUCUGGCAAAUAGUAGCAGGAUUCAUAGUGAUUUCCUGCGAGGCGCCCUGCUGCUGCAUGUUCGUGGAACACGUGCAAAAACUGAGUGACAUGGUGGAGCAGCGCCCCUACUGGAACCGCGCCUUGGCCUACGUCGUGUUGGCAGUACCGCCUAUUUUACUUGACAUAGGAUUUAGUACUAUUUUUGGAAGUGGACUUAUAUUUACCACCGGUGUCAUUUAUGGAAUGAUGGCCCUUGGGAGGAAGGCUUCCGCCGACGAUAUGCGACAGGCGGCCGUGACGGAGACAGGGCCGGCCGGGGUAAAAAGUACCCCCCACUCGGGACUGGUGGCCAACGCCCAGCCAAUGGCGUUCAGCGGGGCCCCCGUCUUCGACAGCAACGUUUAAAAUCCGGCCCUGCCCCCAUUUUACGUUUCCGUUUCCAAUUUUUUAAUCCACCGAUACGCCCCUGUAACUGUACGAUUUUGAUUCGUGCGUUUUUUAGUUUGAAACAUUCGCGCGAAUUUUAUUGGUAGUCAAUUCGCCUACUUGAUAAUGUCAUACGUCAAAACACCCAACAAAGAGGUUAUGUACAAAGUUUGACGCCCUCUGGCGGUGUUUUAAAUUAUCAAACACACGCGUUAAAAUCAUAUGCCAAAUGCCCCUCAACCUUUACUGUAAAUACUGAACUGACAGAAAAAGUGGUGUAAAUAAUUGUAUUUUUACAAAAAAAUCUUCCCAACGGUUGAGGCCUAUUUGGUAUGAGUCGAGGUUAUUUAUUUUAUACAUUAAUAUAAUUAAUUUUAAUGUUGAUAUAUUUGAGACUGUAUUAUUUAUGCUAUAAUGGUUUAGUUUUAAUUCAAACAAUGCAUGGAUUAUUUAUUUUGCUCAACUACAUACUGGGUGGCCUAAAAAGAACCCCUUUUGACUUAAGUACUUAAAAGUCCCACCUUAGCAGUAAAUAACAAAUAAUUGAGGUUAUCUAUCUGUCACUUUAACGUUUAUUUAAAAUUAUAAAAUUAGUGUUAAAAUGACAGAUAGAUAACCUCAAUUAUUUGUAUUAAAAUGUCAAAGUGUAACUUUUGCAUGUGGAGCUAUAAAACGUUCCUUUUUUGCCACCCUAUACACACAUAUUUACAUAAUGUCUGUAUCUAGGAAAGGUUAGGUCAAUUCAUAUUUAGAAGAAUCUAGAAUAGUAAUUAUGUAGUUUUGGUAAUGUGGCAACUAAAUUUUGGAGAAAUAUUCAAAAUUAGAUGCACCAUUGACUAUAAUAGUGAUCGUCUUAAGUUGGUAAUAAAACAUAUCAAUAUUUCUUUCAUUCCAUUUUGCUGCAAGUAUGCAACAAUUCUAAAAAUCUGAAGUAACUAGUCACGUAACUGAAAUUAUUCCACUGUUUGUGAUCUUUUAUAGCAUAAUUUCCUCAUUUACUUACUUCCAAAACUUAAAAACUUAUUGCCAAUUUCAGGUUUAUAUCAUUUUAUGUUUAGGAUAUGUAAUGGGUUUGUUUCUACCAAGCAUUGCUAGGUGAGGACAAACCCAAUAUUAAAAUAAAUGCAUACAUCUUUGUAUGAUUUUUCUCAUUGUAUAUUUUACCCCCCCCUUAGAAUAAGUAUACCUACAUCCCCUAAUUUAGGAAUUACUGUAUUAAUUAUUAUUAUUGUAUUGUUACAAUUGUCUGUAUAUUGUCUAUGUCUUAUUGUAGCAAUAAAGUUGUCUUAUACAUUCAAAA
Molecule: messenger RNA, 2609 nt
Organism: Brassicogethes aeneus
Lineage: Eukaryota; Metazoa; Arthropoda; Insecta; Coleoptera; Nitidulidae
Source: the annotation of a GenBank genome assembly